Molecule: messenger RNA, 513 nt
Organism: Parasteatoda tepidariorum (common house spider)
Lineage: Eukaryota; Metazoa; Arthropoda; Arachnida; Araneae; Theridiidae
Source: RefSeq, a predicted model, not a curated record
AUGCGUCUGGCAGUUCACUUACCACUCCAGCAGCAAAUAGUGUUCAUGGGUGGGCAAGAAGCUGAACAAGCUGCUAUCAAGUGUACAGCCUUGACAGCUUUUUUUGGAUUAAAUAAAACGGAUAAUGCAGCUCACAGCUACACUUACUCUGACAUUCCCCAUCACUACGUUUUUGACAAAAGUGGAACAAAAUGGAAGAGGCGCCAGCGAGGAUCACAGCAGGUGAUUGGAAGAAUGCCUGUAGUUAGUGUUCAGGACAGUGAAAGAUUCUGUUUAAGAAUGUUGUUACUCAGAUGCAAAGGAGUUGUUGGUUUUGAAGAUAUCCUUAUUGUGGACGGAAUGCUGUGUACUUCUUUUCAAGAAGCAUGUAGGAGGACAGGACUUCUGGAAGGAGAUGAACAUUGGAUCCAGACAUUAAGCGAGGCUGCAGAAGCACAAUCUCCUAAUCAGUUGCGGAUGCUGUUUGCCAUAAUAUGUGCAUUCGGGGAAGUUGAAGAUAUUCCUCAACUUUAG